AUGUAUAUUAACUUCAUCGAGGAGUAUCAUCGUCUUGGACAUAUGAGAGAGGUAGUUACAGAUGAUGAAACUUCUCAGCAGUACUUUAUUCCACAUCAUUGUAUUAUUAAACCUGAAAGCACCACAACGAAAUUACGCGUUGUAUUUGACGCUUCGUGUCCUAGUUCAACCGGAGUAUCUCUCAAUGAUGCUUUAAUGGUUGGACCCACUGUACAAGAUGAUUUGAUUUCGCUCAUUCUUCGGUUCAGGUUUCAUCGGUAUGCUUUGAUUGCGGACAUUGAAAAAAUGUAUCGCAUGGUUGAAGUUCAACAACAUGAUAGACGAUUGCAACGUAUAUUUUGGAGGAAUCAUCCGAACGAACCAAUUCGCGUGUUCGAAUUGUGCACCGUGACAUAUGGUACAGCAUCCGCCCCGUACCUGGCAACGAAAUGUCUGAAGCGGCUCGCGGAACUCGAUGGCGCGAAGUUUCCGGAUGCCGCAGUUGUUCUCGCAAGUGACUUUUAUGUAGACGAUUUGAUGUCUGGCGUCGACACCACGGAAGAUGGUGUUAAAUUAUACCACGAGCUAACACGACUUUUGAAAAAUGGUGGCAUUACAUUACGAAAGUGGAGUUCGAAUAACUCAACAAUACUCGAUCAUAUUCCUCAUGAUAUGAGAGACGAUCGGUCAUCCGUCGACUUAGAAAGUGCUAGUACCGUUAUCAAAACACUGGGAUUAGUCUGGGAGCCCAGAUUGGACUGCUUUAAAUUCAAGGUUCCCUUGUGGAAUCGUACAGAAGUUUACAAAAGGACUGUCCUCUCUGAUUUGGCUCGAAUUUUCGAUCGAAUCGGAUUAAUUAGUCCAAUAAUAAUCGCAGCCAAAAUCUUCGUCCAAGACCUCUGGAAGCAGAAGCUUUCUUGGGACGAUCCACUUAGUAGCGAUCUACAAUCUCAGUGGCAAAAAUAUCGCCACAGUUUAAUUGGGUUAGAAAAUUUGAGGAUUCCCCGAUGGUUAGCAUUUUCCAAAACAUGUCUGUCCGUUGAGCUCCACGGAUUUUGUGAUGCAUCCAUCAAGGCAUAUGGAGCCUGCAUCUACGUUCGAUGUACUCACAUCGACGGACAAAUCACUUCGAACCUGCUAGCUGCGAAGUCAAAAGUUGCACCGCUUGAUGACCAGAAAAGAAAGAAGAGAUCACAGACGAUUCCACGACUAGAACUCUCCUCGGCAUUACUUCUUGCUCAUCUGUACGAGAUAGUGUCGAAGAGCAUCCGGAUAUCUGCUAGACCUUUUUUUUUGGACAGAUUCAAUGAUUGUUCGCUAUUGGUUGUCAUCGAUCCCAUCGAGAUGGCAAGCAUUCGUAGCGAAUAG
Molecule: messenger RNA, 1347 nt
Organism: Toxorhynchites rutilus septentrionalis
Lineage: Eukaryota; Metazoa; Arthropoda; Insecta; Diptera; Culicidae
Exons: 1
Coding region: 1-1347 (448 amino acids)
Source: RefSeq, a predicted model, not a curated record